Molecule: messenger RNA, 1662 nt
Organism: Opisthorchis viverrini
Lineage: Eukaryota; Metazoa; Platyhelminthes; Trematoda; Opisthorchiida; Opisthorchiidae
Exons: 7
Coding region: 1-1662 (553 amino acids)
Biological process (GO): cell differentiation; positive regulation of DNA repair; negative regulation of extrinsic apoptotic signaling pathway in absence of ligand
Cellular component (GO): nucleus
Molecular function (GO): protein tyrosine phosphatase activity
Source: RefSeq, a predicted model, not a curated record
AUGAUAUGUAAUGAGGCUGACGUUACUGAAGGGGAGCCUGCUUCAAAGCGCUCAAAGUACUCCAGUGGAUGCAAGAAUGACGGAUCUCUGCGGGACAGCAGUAGUGAAACAGCCACAGCUACUCGAAUGCUACUGAACCAAGGUUGUGAUGGCGCGGCAGUUGCCAACUGUCAGAAUGCUACGCAUGGGUGCACCUCGGUUAUAAACGAUCUGCCAGGAUUCCCUUUUUCCCUGGAUCCAUCCGACUCUAUGGGCCUCACUGACCAAACCUCUAAUUUUUUCUUGACUGGAAACACUUUAGACGACCACCCGCAAACAGUGAUUCAUUCUUCGAACAACGGGUACUUCUGGUGGAAAGAUACGCAGCCUUCUUUCGGUUCUCAGCACCCUUGUCCAGUGGGACAUUUGGAUAUUUCCAGUCCACCAACUUAUGGGCAGGCACCAAUCUUCUUGCACCCUUCAGUCGAGCAUAAUUAUGAACAGUCGGACGCAAAAAUUCAUCAUAUUGAGCAACUGACUUCAAGCCACAAAUCUACGAUAAUCGCUGCCACAGAAAGCGGCGAUCUGCCUCAGUCGAAUCACGACGCAUUCACCAGUGCUACCGAUAGGAGCCGUCUAACGGAGCAUGUCAUGAGCAACAACGGAUUUCAAGCGAACGCUUUUUUGGAAGAUAGUCGUUCCUCAUCUAGCCUUGACACGCCCACAAGCAAUCAGCUGCUGCACUUGAAUCAAAACAUCGAUGAAGAUCCUGAUUCACGGGUGGAUUAUGCAGGUCAACACACCAGGUCAAUAGCCGUCUCCAUCUCAGAGCAUUUGUACACCCACUCACAGAACAACGCCGUACAUGCUCCACCUUCUCUGUCGUUGGCUUCUUGCACCCUCAUUUCACCUGACCUGGUAUGUCAACCCCAGCCAGCCACACAUUUGCAUCCCAAGACAGCAGCGACCUUCAUUCCCCCGAUGUCAAACUUCACGUAUCCUGUAAUAGAUGACAGAAACCAAAGUGUUGUCACAUGCCAUUCAACUGCCCCAUCAAUACUCCUGUCUCCGUUGGAGAAUGCCAGCAGUCCCAGACCGUACUGGGACUACCCGGUCAACAUGUUACACAACACGACACCAUCAGACUCGUCCAUGGUCAAUCCAUUUGAGACAGGAGUAGGACGAUCAUUCCAUCACACUUCUACCAGUGCACAUCCACCAACACAUGUCACUUCCCUACCCAGCGAUACUACAUUAACCACUGAACCCAACUACACGGAAGGCAAAAAUCCGGACGACACCGUGAGCAAGGCAUCUGGGCGUGCUGAUGAAAAACCCCUUCGGGUAUUCGUGUGGGAUUUGGACGAAACACUGAUCAUUUUCCACACCCUGCUGACAGGCUACUACGCUCACCGCUACGGCAAAGAUCCUACACUGGCAGGCGCUUAUGGACUUCGGAUGGAAGAACUCAUCUACAAUUUGGCGGAUACUCAUUUUUUCUUUAACGAACUAGAGAACUUUUCUCUUCAGAGAACAAACAGAUGCAUUUUGGGUAACAGUUCCCAUGAAUCGGGCGAAUAUCAGUCAAAUCGGUUUGCCUAUUACCUAAUCAAACUUCAGCUUGGAAGAGCUGAACUUCAAGGUUUUUAUGGAAAACUGAAGGACCAAACUGAGCGCAUCUGA